Messenger RNA from Fraxinus pennsylvanica, 531 nucleotides. Lineage: Eukaryota; Viridiplantae; Streptophyta; Magnoliopsida; Lamiales; Oleaceae. The record is from the annotation of a GenBank genome assembly.
AUGUGGGGAGGUGACCCAUUAUUCGCACGCAUGAACGCAGCGUCGCGACCUAUUCUUCACGAUGUUACUGUGGUUUGGCCCAUCUCUGCAUACUCUCUCUUCGGCGUCGGCGACCCAUUGAUGUCGUUCUCGUUCCAGAAGCAAGCGUCUGGUGCUGGUGCUACUUUGGAACAGAAAGACGAUGAGGAUAAUAUGCCUGACCUUGUUGAUGGUGAGACCUUUGAAGCUGCUGCAGAGGGGGGCACACAUCGUAGUAGUUUAUUGAUUUUUUGCCAUCCUCAUAUUUUAACUGUUUUUGCUGUUGCAAAAGAAUAUUGUGAACGGUUGGGGGUUGACUCUUGCAUCAAGAUAUUUGAGCAGUUUAAGUCGUAUGAAGGAUUAUAUUUCUUCUUGGGAUCAUAUUUGAGCUCCAAGCAAUUUCUGAAGAAAGCACGAGACUUCGCACUGCAGGGUCUAAGUGCUGAGCCGUUAUACAUAUUAUACUGGUUAGCUUGUGUACUAAUAUUUGCUUUACUACAACGAGGAUCCUGA